Sapajus apella (tufted capuchin) is the source of this 899-nucleotide messenger RNA. RefSeq names its product RAD9-HUS1-RAD1 interacting nuclear orphan 1 (gene RHNO1). Gene Ontology annotation, biological process: recombinational repair; cellular response to ionizing radiation; DNA damage checkpoint signaling. The transcript is spliced from 3 exons. The record is from RefSeq and is a predicted model, not a curated record. Gene Ontology annotation, cellular component: nucleus; chromosome. Lineage: Eukaryota; Metazoa; Chordata; Mammalia; Primates; Cebidae. The coding region runs from base 163 to 882 and encodes 239 amino acids.
GCGCCCGCUUGUCUCGGCAUUCCGGGCUGGAACGCGGCGCGGUCUGACAGGAGUGGCGGCCCCGGCCGGCCCGGGCUGGCAUGGGUUGGAAUUGGAGCCUAUCUCCCAUCCCGAAGGCUAUCAGCAUCAUGUGGUUACUAACUGUUCCUCAUUCACCGGUUGAUGCCUCCCAGAAAAAAACGCCGCCAGCCUUCCCAGAAAGCCCAGCUGCUGUUCCACCAUCAACCACUGGAGGGCCCCAAACACUGCUAUGCAUCUCCACAGCUCCCCAUGACUCACACUCGACAGGUGCCCAGCAAGCCCAUUGACCACAGCACCAUCACUUCCUGGGUAUCACCUGAUUUUGAUACAACAGCAGGAAGUUUGUUCCCAGCCUACCAGAAACACCACCACCAAGACCGGGCGAGACAUUUAAGUCGAAAAUCUACCACUUCCAAGUUUCCACGUCUAACUUUUGAGAGUCCACAAUCUUCCCGUUCAGAGACACUGGGGAUCCCCUUAAUCAGGGAGUGCCCCAAUCAAUCAGAAAAGGAUGUUUCCAGAAGACCCUUAGUUCCAGUGCUCAGUCCCCAAAGCUGUGGGGACAUGUCAGCUCAGGCACUUCAGAGCUUACCUUAUGUGUUCAUUCCACCUGAUAUCCAGACCCCAGAGUUAUCGUCUAUGAAGGAAGAACUCAUUCCCCCAGAUCAGAAGGAAAACCUUUCAAGCUGUUCUCUUCACACUGGCACUCCCAGUAGCCCAGAGCCUGGACCUGUUCUGGUUAAAGACACCCCUGAGAACAAGUAUGGAAUAAAGGUCACAUGGAGGAGACGACAGCACCUGCUUGCUUACCUCAGAGAGAGAGGGAAACUGAGCAGAAGCCAAUUCCUUGUGAAAAGCUGACUGCCAUCAGCAAUCUC